CUGCGUCUCAGCGGGGGCAGAAACCCCUUCGAGGGCCGGGUGGAGGUCCUGAUGGAGAGGAACGGGUCCCUGGUCUGGGGCACGGUGUGCAGCGAGGGCUGGGGCACGAUGGAGGCCAUGGUGGUCUGCAGGACGCUGGGACUCGGGUUCGCCAGCAACGCCUUCCAGGAGACGUGGUACUGGCCGGGCGAUGUGAGUGCUGACUCUGUGGUGAUGAGCGGGGUCCGAUGCUCCGGCACUGAGAUGUCUCUGAACCACUGCCUGCACCACGGGGCCCACCUCAGCUGCUCCAAGGGGGGGGGCCGCAACGCCGCCGGGGUCUCCUGCUCAGAGACGGCCCCGGACCUGGUCCUGAACCCUCAGGCUGUGGAGCAGACGACCUACAUGGAGGACCGGCCCAUGUUCAUGAUGCAGUGCGCCCAGGAGGAGGGCUGCCUCUCCUCCUCCUCCAGCCUCACGCCGGCCACCUCGUACCGCCGCCUGCUGCGCUUCAGCUCGCGGAUCCACAACAACGGCCAGUCCGACUUCAGGCCCAAAGCGGGGCGAAACUCCUGGGUGUGGCACGACUGUCACAGGCAUUACCACAGCAUGGAGGUGUUCACCCUCUACGACCUGUUCACUCUCAAUGGGACUAAAGUGGCAGAAGGACACAAAGCCAGUUUCUGUCUGGAGGACUCGGAGUGCGAUGAAGGUAUUGAGAAGAGAUAUGAAUGUGCUAACUUUGGGGAGCAGGGCAUCACAGUCGGCUGCUGGGAUACGUACCGACACGACAUCGACUGCCAGUGGAUCGACAUCACAGACAUCAAACCUGGAGACUACAUCUUCCAGAUCGUGAUUAAUCCAAACUACGAGGUGCCGGAGUCGGACUACAGCAACAACAUCAUGAAGUGCAGAUGUCGGUACGACGGACACCGGGUCUGGAUGUACAGCUGCCAUAACGGAGGUUCUUUAAGCACUGAGACGGAGGAGACGUUCCCCGGCCUCCUGAACAACCAGGUGACCCACAGGUAGACACUCUGAAGACCCCUGAACAACCAGAGACCCCUGAACAACCAGGUGACCCACAGGUAGACACUCUGAAGACCCCUGCACAACCAGGUGACCCACAGGUAGACACUCUGAAGACCCCUGAACAACCAGAGACCCCUGAACAACCAGGUGACCCACAGG
Messenger RNA from Gymnodraco acuticeps, 1170 nucleotides. Its product is annotated as lysyl oxidase homolog 2B-like. Gene Ontology annotation, cellular component: membrane. Gene Ontology annotation, biological process: sprouting angiogenesis; peptidyl-lysine oxidation. NCBI's taxonomy places the organism in Eukaryota, Metazoa, Chordata, Actinopteri, Perciformes, Bathydraconidae. Gene Ontology annotation, molecular function: copper ion binding; protein-lysine 6-oxidase activity. The record is from RefSeq and is a predicted model, not a curated record.